AGAGCGGAGGAGAGGGUGAGCAAGUACCUGAAAGUAGGUAAAAAAUAUCGCUGUAACUUCUAACCGGGACUAAAUUAUACAAAAUAAGCUUCUCAGUUAUUCAAAUGGAAGCUUAUGUGUGCCUGUGUCGCUUGGUUUAUCAGAGAGAGGAACUUUAUUCGGAGAUUCAUCAGUGCAGUAUGCCUGAGGACAUGGCGAGGCCUUUAAUCCGCGACAGAGGCGAAGCAGGAGGCUCCAGACAUCUGGAAGCCUCAAUGUCUGACGCUCCCGUGGUCGGCAUCGUGGGGACGGGCGACUUCUCCCGCUCGCUGGCCAGGAGGCUGGUGUCCUCGGGAUACCAGGUGGUGGUGGGGAGUCGAAACCCCAAGCGCUCUGCGGCUUUGUUCCCCGAAGAGGCCGAGGUGACCUCUCAGAUGGAGGCUGCCGGUCAGGCGGACCUGGUGUUUGUGGCUGUUUUCCCCGAGCAUCACUCCACGCUGCUAGAGCUGAAGCCCUCGCUGGCUGGAAAGACGCUGGUGGACGUGAGCAACAGUUUGAGAAUCAACCCUGACGGGCCUUCGAACGCCGAGCAGCUGGCCGACCUGUUUCCAGAGAGCGACGUGGUCAAAGGGUUCAACACCAUAUCAGCCUGGGCGCUGCAGAGAGGACCUCGGGAUGGAAGCAGACAGAUCUUCCUGUGCAGUAACAGCAGCAAGGCCAAGAGCUCAGUGAUGCAGCUCUGUCGUAGGCUGGGCUUCAUCCCGGUCGAUAUGGGCCUCCUCUCCUCUUCUCUGGAGAUUGAAAACCUCCCGCUGUAUCUCUUCCCUUCCUGGCGCACCCCCAUCCUCUGCACCCUGUUUCUCUUCAUCUUCUUCUACCUGUACAACUUCCUGCGGGACGUCCUGCAGCCCUACGUCACGGCGAGGAAGAGCGUCUUCUACAAAAUGCCCAUUGAGAUGGUGAACGUCACUCUGCCCUCCGUGGCCUUGGUGAUGUUGGCGCUGGUUUACCUGCCCGGUCUGUGCGCCGCCUUCCUCCAGCUGUGGUCGGGCACCAAGUACAACCGCUUCCCUGGUUGGCUGGACCGCUGGCUGAGUAGCAGGAAGCAGUUUGGACUGUGCAGCUUCCUGUGUGCAGCUAUGCACGCCAUCUACAGCCUGAGCCUCCCCAUGAGGAAGUCUGCACGCUUUAAACUGCUCCUCGCUGUGAAACAGAUGAAGGAGGGGGACGAGGUGUGGGUGAAUGAGGAGGUGUGGAGGAUGGAGCUGUACGUGUCCGCGGGCAUCAUGGCGCUCGGACUGCUCUCUCUGCUGGCCGUCACCUCGCUGCCCUCCGUCGCCAAUUCUGUGAACUGGAGAGAGUUCAGCUUCAUACAGUCCACAGUAGGUUACUGCGCCCUGUCCAUGGCCACCGUCCACACUCUGCUCUACGGCUGGGGCCGAGCCUUCGAUCCGGCCCAGUACCGCUUCAUGAUGCCGCCCACCUUCGCCCUGGUGCUGGUUCUGCCCUCCGUGGCUCUGCUGGGCCGCCUGGCUCUCUUCAUGCCCUGCGUGGCCCGGCGGCUCGCGCAGAUCCGCCGCGGGUCGGAGAAGAGCCGACACAUCCGCUUCAGGCUGCCCGACGACGACUGCCGCAACGGGCUGGAGGACGUCAGCAACGUGUGAGACACACUGAUAAAUUGUAGCUCCAGACUUAAGGGUGUGAACGCAGAGCGCAUUAAGUGUGCACUCGCACUCAGGAGGUAAAUGAUUCAUAGUGAGGGCUCCUCUCUCCAUCUUCAGGGAUGUGUGUGAGCUUCUUUCUAACCAAAUAACCUGAUCAGUCCUGAUGAAGUAGAGCUAUGGUAAUCAAACUUAUUGCACUAUGCAUCGUCACUAAUGAGUGUUUAGCUUUAAUUUAUUGUUUUGUGUCGUUAAAGCUUCAACAAGACACGUUUAAUGUAUGCUGUUAUACUCCUAAUGACCUGCUGAAGGCUUCACAGCUGAAGCAGGGCAACAGGAUUUAGUAAGAGUCUUUGAACGUCAAGACUGCUGCAAAGAUGUCCGUUCCGACACUGUUUCGAUGUCUUUUGAUGUGACGUCAGGUCUUGGACAUCUUUGACAUUCAGAUAAUAUAGUUAUUUAACCAUUUUGGGAAUGUGUGAAAGUAAUUGUGGUUGGGAUGAAACCACAUGAACACACCUGGUUACAGAAAAAGCUGCAGAAUGCCUUUCAGAAAGUCUAUGCAAAGAGAGCUGUAUGUGUCAUGGUUACGGUCUGCUUCCUCAGAUUGAUAAUGUGCAUCAGAUCUGAUCAUAUUAGAACUGUUGCAAAAAAGUCGGCCCUUUUAUACAUUUUAUUCAGUCUCUGACUCAGGUUUUGUUAUCUCUUGGUGCCAACUGGAAACUGAAGCUGUGUGCGGUAUUACAUUAUUUUCUGUGUUGUUUUUACGUGUUAACCUGACCUGCUGAUGUGCACCCAUCAAACACAAUCCACCUUAAAUAUGAAAAGGCUGUUACAAAACUUUCCUACAUUGAAAACCGUUUUCUGCUUUCUUGAGUUUAUGUUUUAUUAGUGGCCAAAGAUGAUUCUCUCUGUUAGAUGUUUUGUGAAUCUAAGUUAUCUUUAUAGUAGAGUACUGUAUGUUUUUCUAUCACAUAUGUGUGAAUGUAAAUAAUUCAAAUGGACAUUUGUAGAACAUAGAAUAAAUCCUUUUUUCUACAAC
This is a messenger RNA of Eleginops maclovinus (Patagonian blennie), 2682 nucleotides long. RefSeq names its product metalloreductase STEAP3-like. The coding region runs from base 105 to 1643 and encodes 512 amino acids. Gene Ontology annotation, molecular function: ferric-chelate reductase (NADPH) activity; cupric reductase (NADH) activity. Lineage: Eukaryota; Metazoa; Chordata; Actinopteri; Perciformes; Eleginopidae. The transcript has 6 exons. Gene Ontology annotation, biological process: copper ion import. The record is from RefSeq and is a predicted model, not a curated record. Gene Ontology annotation, cellular component: plasma membrane; endosome.